AUGUCUACCGUGGUCCCCUACUGCCUGCGUUGCACAGCCCUGGAGGAGCGGCUGCCUAGGGCGGCGGCUGCGGCGGGAAGAUUUGACUGCCGGCACUGGAGCCUGGGUGCCUGCUCUGAGCGGCCCCCGCCUCCGCCGGCCCCCGGUUGUGACCCCUUCCCCCUCGGUCAGGCCUCUAGGCGCCUUUCCUCCUCCGCCCAGGGACCCCAGCAAAUCACAUCCGGAAGAGGGGGCGCGCGGGGCGGAGCGCGCCCGGAGGAGGAGGCCGCGCCCCCGCCGCCGCCGCGCUUCGCCUCCUGCAGAACCCGCAGCCUGGCUCUCGCGCCCCGAGCCCCUCCAGGCCCGAGACUCCCACAGGUGAUGGCGGCCGAGGGGGCGGGGGCCUUAGAGAGCGCGGCGCGCCCGGCGGCUGGCCCGGCCCCCGUCGCCUGGUCCGGGGAAGCGGAGGCGCGCUGGCCGCCCGACCCCGCAGCGGGCGCCGGCACAGCGCCUCCUGCCCCCAGCCUGGGGAACGGCACGGUGGGGAACGAGGCCCCAGCAAGCUGUGGCUCAGCGGGCUGGGGGGCUCGGGCGGGAGCCGGCGGGAAGGCCGAGGAAGUGACGACUGGGAAGGGCGCCAUCUUCGAGGAGGAGGCAGCGGAGCGGGUGGAGAAGCAGCCGAUGGGGGAGGAGAAGCUGGAGGGGGGCGCCGAGGCACAGGAGGGCCCAGGCCCCCUCAUCCUGGGAGGCCUCAUUGUGGACCCACUAGAGGCAAUCCAGUGGGAGCUGGAGGCGGUCAGUGCCCAGGCCGACAGGGCCUACCUGCGGCUGGAGCGCCGGUUGCACCUUGCCCAGAGGAGCUUCAUCAUCCAGAACAUUCCGGGCUUCUGGGUCACAGCCUUCCUGAACCACCCGCAGCUGUCAGCCAUGAUCAGCCCUCGAGAUGAAGACAUGCUCUGCUACCUGAUGAAUCUGGAGGUGCGGGAGCUCAGGCACUCCAGGACAGGCUGCAAGUUCAAGUUCCGCUUCUGGAGCAACCCCUACUUCCGGAAUAAGGUGAUCGUGAAGGAGUACGAGUGCAGAGCCUCCGGCCGGGUGGUGUCCGUGGCAACUCGCAUCCGUUGGCACCUGGGCCAGGAGCCCCCCGCCCUGGUGCACAGGAACCGCGACACUGUCCGGACCUUCUUCAGCUGGUUUUCACAGCACAGCCUCCCGGAGGCCGACACGGUCGCCCAGAUUCUCAAAGACGACCUGUGGCCCAACCCCCUGCAGUACUACCUGCUGGGGGAUAGGCCCCACAGAGCCAGGCGGGGCCUGGCAAGGUGGCCUACAGAGUCCCCUCCAAGGCCCUACGGCUUCCAGUCUGGCUAGGUCAGCCGGGAUGUGGCGCUCACGGGAGCCACUCAGGCCGCAGCGGGCGCUGUGCCGCCUGCUGUCUCUCCCGUGCCCUCAGGCUCUCCUGGACGUGCAGUGAACUCAGCCCCGAGAUUCGUGGCCAAUCCCUACUGUUUCCACGUGGGUUUCGUGUUCUGUUGGUGUCACGUGACUGUCACCUCUGCAUGUACACCAGGCACGCAAUGCCGUGCUUGUGUGCUGCCAUCAGCUUCGUGGCCUUGGCCUUUCCACCCACUUUUGAAAUAGGCAGCCACGGGGCAUCCCUAGGGGGACUGCUGCCUCUUGGAGGCCCCGACCUGCUGGGCUUCACAAGGGUGCUACCUGUGCCCACGGUGGCCCUGCCUCCUGGCUCCGGGAGGCAUCACCCAAGAUGAAAUAAGUGUAUUGGGAGCUGGUGCCAGCUGGGCUUGGACAUGCUGUGGCCCCAGGACCACAGGCCAGGCUUCCACCCAGAGCGUCUUCUGCAGGGCGUCAGGCAGCCAGGCUGUUGCGCGUGAAGAAGGUCAAGGGCAUGAAGCAGCGGGCAGCGCUUGCUUUGUGGUCACGUUGCCCUUCCUGCCCCGUGUCCUCCUCCCCAGCCUGCUCUUGGCCCGUGAGUCCCGGCAACGCCUGGCCGUCACCUUCCUGCUGCAUUUUGCCCCAGCCGCCGUCAGCCCUGUCACCUGUCCCUGGGUUAGCAAGGGCCUCCGGAACCGCCUGUGCCCCUGAGCGGACCUGGUCCCAGCACACGGAGAGCCUCUGAUCCCAGGAGCUCCGCCAGGCCGGCCUGUCUGGACGUGUGCUGCAGAUUGGGCGCCCUCCCAGGAGCCCGAGCCCCGGGCCCGCACAGAAUCCAGGCCCUUUGCCGGCCCCUGCUGCCUCUACCUGCUUUUAGGCGGCCAGGUAGCAGGUGCUGGGCAGGAAUGUUUCUAGUCGUGGGCCUGCUCUGUACGGCACGUAUUUUUUUUUUUUUUUUUAAGCGACAGCUCAGAAACAAAAAAAAAAAAAAAACAAGGGAAGAAGCAAGGUUUUUGCAGACAGGUAAGGAGCAGACUUUCCCAUUGAAUUUGCCUCUUCGUGUCUGUCUCCAGAGAGGGAGAGCCUGUGCCAUAGACUGCCGGUGCCCUCUACUUUGCCAAAGCCUGGACAGUGCGUGGCAGCUGAGCAGGAUCCAGGAAGACCCUGGGCAGGAUGGUUAAUCACUUCAUUGAUGCUGUUCUUUUAGAACUCUAACCCCGACUCUGUUCUCCGGCCACCAGGUCCAAACCCCUGGGGGCUCCUGUGGGUGCGGUGCUGGGUUGCCCCUGGCUGCCACCACCCCCACCAGGCUUGCGGGGCUGGCUGGCUGUGUGCCCAGGCGCCUUCCUAAGCCCGGGGAGUGGCAGAGGCUGCGAAGGGAGGAGGGCGCGUGUUUCGGACCCGCUGCUGUGUUCUGUAAGUUGGAAGAGCAGAUAACUGAGCUUCGCAAGCUGUCCCUUUCGGCCAGGCCCCCUUGUCCGUGGGAUGUUGGUGCCAUGCGCUCGGGGUUGCUGCUCAUGAGGCAGACCCUCGCGUCCUCCCCGCUGUUGCAGCGCACUGGCCUGCUUGUUGCUUUCAAUGGAAGACAUUGACGACUGUCACUGUCAUUUUUCUGUGCCGUUUGGACACUCCCAUAACUUGUCACAGUUGCCAUCAAGUUGUGUGGCCUGUUCCCACCACGCUGGACUGCGAAGCGGUGGGAGCCGGGGUGGCUGGGGCCAUGUCGUGGGACGGUGACCUCCACAGGGGGACCCGGGCGUCUGUGCCCUUGUAGCUGGCACCGCUGAGGUGGCCGGCGCAGCUCCUAACCAGCAGCGCGUCUGCGGGGGCUCUGGCCCAUCAGAACAGACUCGGGGGCGCUCCUGUCUUCUAUAUGCAUGAUGGAAAAAUAAAAACCUUUCCG
Lepus europaeus (European hare) is the source of this 3274-nucleotide messenger RNA. RefSeq names its product putative testis-specific Y-encoded-like protein 3. The record is from RefSeq and is a predicted model, not a curated record. NCBI's taxonomy places the organism in Eukaryota, Metazoa, Chordata, Mammalia, Lagomorpha, Leporidae. Gene Ontology annotation, cellular component: chromatin; nucleus. The coding region runs from base 1 to 1350 and encodes 449 amino acids. Gene Ontology annotation, molecular function: histone binding; chromatin binding. Gene Ontology annotation, biological process: nucleosome assembly. The transcript is spliced from 2 exons.